Dryobates pubescens (Downy woodpecker) is the source of this 1730-nucleotide messenger RNA. RefSeq names its product CD164 molecule like 2 (gene CD164L2). The record is from RefSeq and is a predicted model, not a curated record. The transcript is spliced from 6 exons. Bases 133 to 654 code for a protein of 173 amino acids. Gene Ontology annotation, cellular component: cytoplasmic vesicle. NCBI's taxonomy places the organism in Eukaryota, Metazoa, Chordata, Aves, Piciformes, Picidae.
CUCCCGCGGGCGCGCAUGUCCCGCGGCUCCGCUUUCCCGGGAGCUUCGCACCGACACCUCCUGCUGGGACCUGGCCGAGCCGAGCCAAGCCGAGUCGAGCCUGGCUGAACCCAGCUUAAAGCGGGCCGGGCCAUGGCCCCCUCGGGCGCAGGGACCUUGCGCUGCGCGCUGCUUUGUGCGUUGCUGUGUGCGCAGGGACCCGCACCCACCCGCGCAGCAGAAUGUGGUGAGCUGAGGUCCUGCGGGGCAUGCACGGCCAGCACCGCCUCACACAACGGCACUGGCUGCGUCUGGGUUGGCUGCAGGACCCCCGAGGAGGAACCAGAGUCCGGGGGCUGCGUGCAGAGCGGGGUGGCAGCGCGGGGGUCCUGUGUGCUCUACAACAGCAGCUCCCUGUGCCCAGCGGCACUGAGGUCUCCUACUGAAGAGCCUCCACAGUCCCACAGCAAGGAGCCAGCAACGCACUCCCCACGGACCAGCACCACCAGUGCCCCCCUGACAGGCAGCCCCGAGUUCCGCCCGCCCGGCUUCGACACUGCCAGCUUCAUCGGCGGCAUCGUGCUGGUGCUCAGCAUCCAGGCCGUGGUCUUCUUCAUCAUCAAGUUCAUCAAGUCAAAGGACAGCACCUACCAAACACUAGAGGACAAUCAGUAGGUUCUGGGUGCCUGUGGCAGUGGGGAGGGGGCUGCACCCCCCUGAGCCUCCAGAGCUUCUCCCUUCCCUUGCCCCUCCUCGGAGGGGGUCGGUGGUGUGGUGCCUCUCACCCGGGCUGCAUGAAGGACACUUCCCAGCUGGUUUGCUCUUUUCCUGGGAGUUGCUAGCAGAGGAGAGGGAGUGGGGGUCCCCUUCACCACCCCCACCCCCCCUUCCAUGCACAGAGCCCCUGGCACAAUGCAGCCAAUGCACAGCCCCAUGGCAAAUCUGUGCCCCUUCUGCCACCUGGGCAAGGUGUCCCCUGGCACCACAGUGGCAGGGGGCACCACCCCCUCCCCCUGAGUACCUUCAGCAGGAUGGGAACUGCUGGGCCUGGUUUGGCCACACAGAGGGCACCCAACAGUCCCCCUGUCCACCCUGGGCACCUCUUGCCCACCCUGGGCACCCCCUACCAUUUGCCUCCCCACAGCCUUUGGGCUUGCUGUGCAGGGGGGGCUAGGGGAUGUCCCCUUUGCUCCCCAGCAGGCUCUCAGCUCUUUCCCCUCAGCAGUGUGGCUGCAGCCCCCAGACCCCUUCUCUGAUCCCUCUUCAGCCCCUCCUCACCCUGUUCCCCCCCAGCCCCUUGCUGCCCACUGGAGGAGCAGAGCCAGGGCCUUGCUGUGUGCUUUUGCUGUGCCUUUGUGUUGCUGGAGGGGUCGUCCCCACCCCCACUCCCCCAACUUUCUGUGUGCUGUUUUGGGGAGGGGGGGCCGAGUGCUGUGUGCUGUGGGGUGAGACUUGUAGCUUGGGCUGCCCCAAUUAAACUCUGCGAGGUGCUGUCUGUGUCAUGUCCAGGGGGCAUUUGUGCAGCUGGGGUCAGGGGCUGCCUCCCACCAUCCCUGUGCCCCCCACCCCCGCUCUGCCAUAGCUCCCACCCUCCCCCAUGGCAUUCCACCUGCCUGGCUGCAGUGGGGUGGGCACUGGGUCGCUCCCCCCACCCUGUAUCCUACUUCCUCAGGGCUGCAAGGGGCUAGACCCUCCCGGGGACUAAGCCCCCCCCCGAGCCCUUUCUGCCAUCUGCUCUUCUCUGUCCUCUG